AUGAAAGAACUUGGCGAGGUGAUAGUCACCGAAAUGACUUUGUCGUUUGGACGGCUCCUAGGAUGGCUCCGGGGACUAAAUGACACAGAAGAAUCUAGCAAGCAGAAUGCCUGUUUCACGCAGGGCUGUGAUGUUGGCGAGACUCCCAAGUCAACCAAGAGUCUCAGGGGAAGAAGUGCCAGUUUUGUCGUAAAUAAUGGAAGCCAGACCUGGAGGUCUCAACCCUACAAAGGGCAGGUUGGCAAGUGCCAUGGCUUGGCAGUGGUCUUGAGUGAUUGGGGAAGUAAGUGUGGCCUGUCCUCCAUCAAGUGCUGCUUGGAUGAGGAUCUGGAGCCCACCUGCUUUGAGAGAAGUAAUGACAUCGGGGGACUAUGGAAGUUUGCACAAUGUAGCUGCGAAACUUCUAAAGAUGGGAUGACCAGGGUCUACAGGUCAUUAGUGACAAACGUCUGCAAAGAGAUGUCAUGUUACAGCGACUUCCCCUUCCAAGAAGAUUAUCCAAAUUACAUGAACCAAGGAAAAUUUUGGGACUAUCUCCAAGAAUUUGCUGAGCACUUUGACCUUCUGAAAUACAUUCGGUUUAGGGUUGUACUAAAGCUAUACCCAGGCUCAGAGAAUCCAAUGGGAGAAGAAAAUGAUACGUGGCUUCUAUGUCCUGCAAUUAGCAGCAGGAGUAUUCAUAAAUUUAAAGGCCAGAUCCUGCACAGUCAGGAAUAUAAGAGCCCAGAAGGCUUUCAAGGCAAACGCGUGUUAGUGAUCGGUCUUGGGAACACUGGAGGGGACGUGGCAGUGGAACUCAGUCGAACGGCAGCUCAGGUACUUCUCAGUACUAGAACUGGUGCCUGGGUUAUCCACCGCUGUUCUAAUGGGGGUUACCCCUAUAAUAUGGUGAUUACAAGAAGAUACCUUAAUUUUAUGGCGCAAGUUCUGCCCUCGUGUGUACUAAACUGGAUUCAAGAGAGGCAAAUGAAUAAAAGAUUUAACCAUGAGAAUUAUGGACUAAGUAUUACAAAGGGGAGAAAACCAAAAUUCAUUGUGAAUGAUGAGCUGCCAAUCUGUAUCCUCUGUGGGACGGUCACUAUGAAAACCAGCGUGAAGGAGUUCACGGAAACCUCUGCUGUCUUUGAGGACGGAACAGUGGAGGAAAACCUCGACGUUGUGAUCUUUACAACAGGAUACACAUUUUCUUUUCCCUUCCUUGAAGAGCCUCUCAAAAGCCUUUGUACAAAGAAGAUAUUCCUGUAUAAGCAGGUCUUUCCUUCAAACCUGGAGAGGGCAACGUUAGCUAUCAUUGGCCUCAUCAGCCUUAAAGGAUCCAUCUUAUCAGGCACAGAGCUCCAGGCACGUUGGGCCACAAGAGUAUUCAAAGGACUCUGUAAGAUACCUCCGUCUCCAAAAUUGAUGGCUGAGGCUAUGAAAAAGGAGCAGCUCAUAGAAAGGGGUGUGAUGAAAGACAUCAGUAAAGAUAAACUUGAGUACAUCACCUACAUGGAUGACAUUGCCACAUGCAUAGGGACAAAGCCCAGUGUCCCAUUUCUGUUCCUCAAGGAUCCCAGACUCGCUUGGGAAGUUUUCUUUGGACCGUGUACUCCUUACCAGUACCGCCUAAAGGGACCUGGGAAAUGGGAUGGAGCCAGAAAUGCCAUCCUGACCCAAUGGGACAGGACACUGAAACCCUUAAAAACUCGAAUCGUCCCUGAUUCCACAAAGCCUGCCUCCAUGUCACAUUAUUUAAAAGUUUGGGGGGUACCUAUCCUACUUGCCUCUCUUCUGCUGAUCUGUAAAUCUUCACUUCUUCAGUUUGUGCAAGAAUUUCCUCUUACCAGUAAGUAUUUGGUGAGGAUGAAUCUGAUUGGUUACAAGGGUUGUCCCGAGCCAUAUUAA
Molecule: messenger RNA, 1884 nt
Organism: Puma concolor (puma)
Lineage: Eukaryota; Metazoa; Chordata; Mammalia; Carnivora; Felidae
Source: RefSeq, a predicted model, not a curated record